AUGUCGGUCGCCAUACCCCCUCGUCCACCAAUCAAAAGCACUGAGGUCUUCAAGAAAGAUAUUUUCGAGGGGAAAGUUUUGUUUUGCACUGGAGGUCCUUCUGGGAUAUGCAAGGCCAUGACUAAGUCUAUUAUGUCGCAUGGCGCCGACGCCAUUAUCAUCGGCCGAAAGGUCGAUAAGGGCGAAGCUGCUGCCAAGGAACUUAGUAAUGCGACAGGCCAGAGAUGCGUUUUUGCACAAGCAGAUGUUCGUGAGCCUGAACAGCUGAAGGCAGCUGCCAAAAAGUGUAUCGACACCUUUGGGAAAAUCGACUUUGUGAUAUGUGGGGCCGCCGGGAACUUUCUGGCGCCGAUCUCUGGUCUUUCCGAGAAUGCAUUCGCUACUGUCGUUAGGAUUGACACGCUAGGGACGUUUAAUACGAUCAAAGCCACCCUUCCCCAUGUCCGAAGAACCCGUGGUUCGUAUAUUCAUGUUAGCGCUACUCUUCAUUACUAUGGUACCCCCUACCAAGCCCACGUUUCAGCGGCGAAGGCUGGUGUCGAUGCCUUGUCGAAUGUCCUCGCCGUAGAGGAGGGUCCUCGUGGCGUCCGGUCAAAUGUAAUUGCUCCGGGCCCAAUUCUGGGAACAGAGGGAAUGGACCGUCUCACACCAGUGGGCAAGAAGGAUGCUAUCACUCGCUCUGUACCGCUUCAGCGCCAGGGUGGCUUAGAUGAUGUCCCGAAUACAGCAGUGUUCUUAUUCUCGGAAGCUGCCAAUUGGGUGACUGGACAAAUCAUCGCCGUGGAUGGAGGUGCAAUGCACACCAAUAAGGGAUCCCUUCCUUAUCCAGACAGCGUUCUUGACCCCGAAGGGGCUACUAAAUCUAUUCGAGCGAAGAUGUAA
Messenger RNA from Cantharellus anzutake, 882 nucleotides. RefSeq names its product NAD-P-binding protein. The coding region runs from base 1 to 882 and encodes 293 amino acids. The record is from RefSeq and is a predicted model, not a curated record. Gene Ontology annotation, biological process: fatty acid catabolic process. Lineage: Eukaryota; Fungi; Basidiomycota; Agaricomycetes; Cantharellales; Hydnaceae. The transcript has 9 exons. Gene Ontology annotation, molecular function: 2,4-dienoyl-CoA reductase (NADPH) activity.